Zophobas morio is the source of this 4962-nucleotide messenger RNA. Its product is annotated as phospholipid-transporting ATPase ABCA1-like. Gene Ontology annotation, molecular function: ABC-type transporter activity; lipid carrier activity; ATP hydrolysis activity. The record is from RefSeq and is a predicted model, not a curated record. Bases 107 to 4921 code for a protein of 1604 amino acids. Gene Ontology annotation, biological process: lipid transport; transmembrane transport. Gene Ontology annotation, cellular component: membrane; intracellular membrane-bounded organelle. Lineage: Eukaryota; Metazoa; Arthropoda; Insecta; Coleoptera; Tenebrionidae. The transcript is spliced from 19 exons.
AAAAUGUGGACAUAUGGAAACAUGGAAAUAUUAAAAUGUUGAAAUCUGGAAGAACGGAAAUCUGGCAAUCUGGUUAUCUGAAACUUGAAAAAAAUUUAACCUCCUGAUGUGGAAGCACUUGAUAAUAUUAAGACGAAGCCCUUUGCGUCUGAUUGGCGAGAUUCUCUUUCCUCUCGCCGUGUGUCUUCUUCUCUACCUCAUCAGACACCAAUUCGAAAUAGAAGAGAUACCAGAAACCUCAUUCGAACCUUUUUCAGAAAGCACUUACCUCCCAGAGUCGGAAGUUUGUUCAAAUACAGCAGGACUACCAAACGUCGUUGCCUUCUCCCCAAAGAGCUUGUUAAUAGCCAUGUCUAUCGAUUCCACGUGCAGCGACGUGAAGCUUGUAGUCCCUUUUGAAACUAAAGCCGACUUGGACCAGAAAAUUGACUCAGAUGCGAACUUUUCCUCAGUUCUUAGAUUUGCGGUGGCUUUUAGUGAUAAUCUGAAAGGAGUCAACAGCAGCGGGGAACUUCCUGAGGAUUUUGACAUGACGUUAAGACUUCCGGUGACCAGAAAAGGCAAGUUUUCUCCGUGGCGGACGAAAAUUUUCUACUCACAGGCUGAGUCGCUUGGUCACAGGCAAAUUGAAGACCAGUUUGGAGGAACUCCUCACUACCACGAACGUGGGUUUCUUUACCUUCAACAAAGUCUGAGUCUAGCAUUAAUGAACGAAGGCAAAGCCAAUGGGUCCGAAUAUGAAGUCAAAAUGCAAAGAUUCCCGUUUGCGGCGUUUCGUCAAGAUCAGUUUUUCGGUGCUGUGGAUGAAGUGACCUUUGAAACAGGUAUAUCCCAACUAUUGAUAGCGCUGUAUCUCUUUCACUUUUGUAUGUUGGUGAAAGGGAUCGCGCAUGAAAAGGAACAACAGCUGAAGGAAUCGAUGAAAGUGAUGGGGAUUCCUGGGUGGUUGCAAUGGUUGUCUUGGUUCACCUACAGUUUGAUUGUUAACACCUUUGCAGUCAUCUUAGCCACAAUCAUGCUGACCAUAGUGUUCCCUAAUUCCAAUGGGUUUCUUCUGUUCUUGUUUGUGUUCCUGUAUUUGUGCACCAUGAUCACUUUAGCCUUCUUUAUCAGUACUCUUUUCACUAAAGCAAGUGUUGCCGCUAUGGUCGCUCUUCUCUUCUUCGCAAUUUCCUUUCUGCCAUAUCAGUUAAUUAACAGAUCGCAGGACUCCGGGAAACCAGGAGCAACGAAAGUACUAGCUGCCAGUCUCUUCUCUUGUACUGCAGUAGGAUUCGGGACUACUUACAUUUUCGCGUUUGAAACCAUCGGCACCGGAAUACACUUCGACAACCUUUUCACCGUACCAAGUCCACACAAAACCAGCCUAGGCGACAUCUUCAUAAUGCUAAUAGUAGACAGUUUCCUCUACCUACUACUAGCCCUAUACAUCGAAAUGAUAUACCCCGGCGAAUUCGGAGUCCCUCUACCUUGGUACUUCCUCUGUACCCGUUCCUUCUGGUUCAGCGACAAAGAAACUGACAACCAAGAAGAACAAACUACAAACAUGAAAAAACAAAGCUUCGAGGUACUCAGUGAAGAUUUACCCGUCGGAAUAAAACUUAUGAGUCUUUCGAAAACGUUUGGAAGCCACAAAGCCGUCAGAGGUAUCACCCUGGACAUGUACCAAGGCCACCUCACGGUACUCCUGGGUCACAACGGUGCCGGUAAAACCACCACGAUGAACAUGAUCGCCGGAAUGAUCCCCCCGACUAACGGAACCGCUCUCAUCAACAACUACGACGUGCGAAAAAACCCGCAAAAGGUCCGAGAUAGCAUGGGCUUGUGUCUGCAGCACAACGUCGUCUUCGACCAACUCACAGUGGAAGAGCACCUCUUCUACUUCGGACAGAUGAAAGGAGUGAGCAAGAAAUCAAUCAAGGAGGAGAUGGGGUCCUACCUCAAAAUACUAGAACUAGAAAAUAAAGUCAAAAACUACCCGACUCAGUUAUCCGGCGGCAUGAAACGAAAACUGUGUGUCGCUAUAGCGCUCUGUGGGAAAUCCAAAGUAGUGAUGCUGGACGAACCCACCGCUGGAAUGGACCCCUCUGCCCGAAGGACCGUCUGGAAUCUGCUCAAACAAGAAAAAGAAGGGCGUACGAUUUUGCUGACGACGCAUUUCAUGGACGAGGCGGAUUUGUUGGGUGAUAGGGUGGCUAUAAUGGCGGCGGGUGAGAUUCAGUGUUGCGGGUCGAGUUUUUUUCUGAAGCAGAAGUACGGAGGGGGGUACUACCUAGUGUUGGAUGUUACCCCGCGUUGUCGGCCUGAGCGCAUUACUGGGUUGCUGAGGAAGCACAUUCCCGAGGUGGAUAUUCACUCCUUCGUGGGGUCUGAACUCAAGUAUCAUCUACCGGGGAACGAGGCUGCGAAGUUUGAGUCGCUUUUGCGCGAUUUGGAGGCCAAUAUGUCGAUGUUGGAGAUUCGGAGUUAUGGGAUUUCGUUGACGUCGUUGGAGGAAGUUUUCAUGAAAAUUGGAGCAGACCACGACGCCGACAUCACAAAAUUAUACGCGAAAAAUGCAAAUCAACAAGCCUCUUCAAGUGCAACCGAAACAGAAACCAAGUACUUGUCGGGUAUAGCUUUAAUCCCAAACCAAAUCUUGGCCAUGCUUUUGAAGAAAGUGUUAUCGACCAUCAGAAGCUGGCCUUUCCUACUCAUCCAGUUUCUUCUACCGAUCAUACUUUUAGUAAUAACGUACUUACUCACUGACGAUAUAGAACUACCCACCACGUACGCCCCCCUGAAGAUGUCUCUGGAAUCGUACGACACCACGAUAACGCUUGCGGCGACAUCCGAUGAUGCGGCCUACCAGCGGUACGAAAGGGCGGUACGACCUCACAAGCUGGAAAGAGUUCCCGACGUCGCUAAACGAAUUGUGGAAGAGACCAAAUUGUCCGCCAUUGGGACAAGGAAACACUACAUAGUGGCGUCAGAUUAUAAUUUGCAAACCAUCAUAGCUUGGUUUAAUGGGGAUCCGUACCAUGCGGCACCGUUGUCACUGGGUUUGGUGCUAAGCUCGCUGCAUAAUGGUACCAUCACGUACUACCACCACCCUCUUCCGAUGCCUCCGCAGCUCCAGCUGUUGCUGAAAACCCAGAGCUUAGCAGGACUGCAAUUCGCUUUCAUUAUGGGGAUUAUAACCGCCAUAAUUACCGGAUUCUAUAUCAUCUUCUACAUCCGGGAACGUGCUUCUGGGAACAAGCACCUUCAAUUCGUUUCUGGUGUCAACGUUUUAGUGUUCUGGACGGUAACGUUCUUGUGCGACAUAAUUACUUACUUGAUAACAUUUUGCAUUAUAAUUAUCAUGGUACUCAUAAUUCAGUACGACGGGUUAACAACGGACGAAGAAUUAGGUCGCUUGAGUCUUCUUUUUUUCUCCUUCAUCAUCUAUGGGUUGACCUCCGUCUACGUGCUUUCGUUUUUCUUCGAGUCUCCUCCGAUGGGUUACAUUGUAAUAUUUCUUAUAGGCUACGUUUUCGGGCAACUGGCACCUCUAAUGUUGAUGAUACUAGAAGUAGAAGAACUGGAACUUACACAUAUAGCGAAACCACUGCACUGGGUAUUUCUUUUCAUCCCGUUCUACUCUCUGGUGAGAGGGUUGUUGGCCAUUUCAAACAUAGACCAGCUGAUGAAGAUUUGUAAGCUGUUCCCCACGCCAGAAUUGGCGUGUCAAUCAACACCGAAAUGCUGUGAUCUCGAGUACUACUCCCUCGAGCGCCCCGGAGUAGGCGCCAACAUCCUCAUAUCCUUCGCAAUGGGUCUGCUACUUUUCCUCCUACUCAUCAUCAACGAGUACCACGUCUUCGGCUACCUCUUCCACAAAAUCUUCAGCUUCAAGUCCAAAGCCCCCGAUCUAGACAACGUAGACAGCGACGUCAAAGAGGAAAUGAGGAUCAUGAGGGAGACACCCCCUCGGGACCUCUUCAACACCUACGUCCUGGUGCUCCGCGACGUCACCAAGUACUACGGCAAGUUCCGCGCCGUCAACGGCAUCAGCCUGGGGGUGAAACCCAACGAGUGCUUCGGCCUCCUGGGCGAAAACGGCGCCGGCAAAACCACCACCUUCAAGAUGAUAACCGGACACAUCCGCAUUUCCCACGGCGACGCCUUCGUCAACGGGGUGAGCAUAAGCAGCGACCCCAAGACCGUCCAGAAGUACCUGGGGUACUGCCCCCAGUUCGACGCCCUCCUCGACGACCUCACGGCUAGGGAAACCGUCACCCUGUUCGCGCUCAUCCGGGGGGUGCAUCGCAAGGAGUGCGGCAAACUCGCGGAAACCCUGGCCAAGGAGUUCGAUUUCAACAAGCACCUGGAUAAGAGGAUCAAGAAUUUGAGUGGAGGGAAUAAGAGGAAGGUUAGCGCUGCUGUGGCCACCACGGGGGAUCCACCCAUCGUGUACCUGGACGAACCGUCCACGGGAAUGGACCCAGCGGCUAAGAGGAUCAUGUGGGCGGCGCUGGCGAAGUUGAGGGAAAAGGGGAAGAGCAUCAUUUUGACCUCCCAUAGCAUGGAGGAGUGCGAAGCGCUUUGUACCAGGAUGGCUAUUAUGGUGAAUGGGAAUUUCAAGUGUAUUGGGUCUAGUCAGAGGCUGAAGAACCGAUUUGCUCAAGCUUAUUCUUUGAUUGUGAAGGUGAAGAAGCCGCCGACUGAUCGGAAGCUUAAAGAUGUGGAUGAGUUUGUCAAGAGGAAUUUUCCGGGGUCUAGGUUGGUCGAGCAGUUUCAGGAGAUGGCGACGUACGAAUUGGGGGACACUUCGGUGUCGUGGUCGAAGAUGUUUGGGACAAUAGAGAAGAAUAAGAAGAAUCUUCUGAUUGAUGAGUACUCGUUGGGACAGUGUAGUUUAGAACAGGUAUUUUUGAGUUUUGUGCAGCACCAGGAUUGACGAAGGGGAUAAUUAAUCACAUAAAUUGUUACAAUAAAGUG